Messenger RNA from Antechinus flavipes (yellow-footed antechinus), 6376 nucleotides. RefSeq names its product PWWP domain containing 3A, DNA repair factor (gene PWWP3A). The coding region runs from base 796 to 3354 and encodes 852 amino acids. The transcript has 14 exons. The record is from RefSeq and is a predicted model, not a curated record. NCBI's taxonomy places the organism in Eukaryota, Metazoa, Chordata, Mammalia, Dasyuromorphia, Dasyuridae.
AGACAGAGGAAAAGUGGGGGAGGAAGAAGAGAAAAGAGGUUCUCCCCCCAAAAAAGCAGGGGAGAAUUAAUCACGUGCCCUCCCACCAUAUUGCUCUCCAGCCAGGAAGGGGGAGGAGCGAGGUCUCGUGCCGCCACUCUUGCAUAACCCAGAUUCCCCGCCCCCUCCUCCCAAUGAGAAGGAGGGGCGCUAAAGGAAGAGAUGGGGGAGGGCGAAGAAAAGAGGAAAAAUGGGGAGAGGAGAAAGAAGGGGAGAGGGAAGGCAGGAAGGAAAGCGGGGAGGUUGGGUAAAGGAGGGAAGAAGAGAGAGAAAAAAGAGGAGAGAGAAACGGGGGGAAAGGGAACGAGAGGGAAGCGGAAAGGGAAUGGGCGGAAAGAGAAAGAGACUGGGAGGGAAAAAGGGAGAAAGAGGAAAAGGGUUGGGGGAGGGGUGGGUGGUUGCCUCCGGCUCCAUUUCGAGGUUGGCGGGAAACCUAGAGGGUGGGGCGUCUGGGCCGGGGCAGUUGGACCCGGUCCUCCCCCCGCGUAUUGUGGUAGCAAACGGCGAGUAUGCGCAUGCGCGUACUCGGCUGUGCUGGGGAGGCGCGCAGCUUCCCGGGACCCUCAAUCUUUUUCAAGUUGGGGAUGAUACAGAUGUUAUGGCUCUAAUUGUGAACUUUAGUUACUGCCCUAUCCCCUGGCACCGUCUGGGAUGCUCCCCUAAAGAGGAGGAGACGCCUUUCCUCUUCCAACAGCUGCUAGGGUAGUAGCAAGAUCAUGGAGUGGGGGGAAGCUCGAUCAGCGUUUGCGGGCAAGAAUGGGGGAGGGAGCGCGACCACCAGCUUCGCUCUUCUCCGGGCCCACCCCUCCUUUGGCCUCGCCCUUCUCUGGCCCUGCCCCCUCCCAGGUCUGGCUCCUCGCCGGCUCCGCCCCUGCGCCUUCUCGCGCACAUGCGCCCUGGGGCUCACCGUAUUUGUGGGAGGCCCGGGAACGGGAAGAAUCCCGCGCUGCAGCUCGGCCUGCCCCCCCUCAGCCCGAUGCCGGGGGUCCCACCGCGGUUGCGUCCUCAGACCUUGAAGUAGUUCAACCUUACUUUCCACAUUUCGUUUUCAUCAUGAUGGAUACUCAAUAUGUCCUCUGCAGAUGGAAAAAACGUUUAUGGCCAGCAAAGGUUUUGCCCCAAACUGGACUCUCCAGAAGACAACAUAUUCAGAAAAUGAGAUCAGCGUUUUUAAAUGUUGAAAUACUGAGUCUAGAUAAAAAAAUUAAAGUGAAGAAGACAGAAACCAAGAUUCUAGAGAAAUCUCAGAUAGAAGAGAUCGCUGCGGAAUUUACUACCCAGGUUGAAAUAAAAACUACACCUAAGGAAGAACUGAUUUAUAGACGAUCGCUUAAAUUCGGGCUGGAUGUUUUGAGUCAGAAAGCAGAUGCCAUUGAAGCAAACUCUUUGAGCAAAAGUCUAACUACUCCCGUACUUCACAAACUGAAACAAACAAGACCUGCACAUGCUGUCUCUGAAUCUGACUCGUCACCUUUUGUCUGUGAAGAAGUGGUAGGAGGGUCUGGGCCCUUUAAGAAAGAAAAUGUACUACAGAGGCUGUCCAGUUCCCCCAUUGAAGAAAAUAAAUGCAAAAAGGGUUUAAAGAGGUCUGUUAGAAUUUAUGGUAACAAAACAGAGCCCUUGGCCUCUCCAGCUAGAAAUAUUUUUGGCACUCAAAAGCUGCAGCAUCAGAAAUCUGAAAUUCCUAAGUCUCGGUCCAGAAUUGGGAAAAACCAGAAACAAAAGAAAGCUGAUUCAUUACAAAACUUACAACUGAACCUUAAGAAGAAAUUGGAAAUAAAGGAUAGUGGAAAGAAAAGCAGGAAAAGGCCAAGGAUCUCAAACAGGUAUUCAUCACCUUUUAAUGCUAGAGAAGAAGAUGAUACAAAUACUGAACUUGGAGAACUCAGUCCAGUUUUGUCAUCUAGUAAUUGCAUCCAUUUGAUGGCUUUGGAAGAAAAGGCAAGUAGCUCUAGCCGAAAAGCAUUGGACUUUUCUACCAGCCAUUUCUUUGUGGAAUCAGAGUGUGAAAAUGAACUUGGCAAAGUGCCUUCACUGAAGUACUGUAAAGUUUUAAAUGGCAUUAAACAGUCAUCGGUUUCCGAAUGCCAUUGUUUGGAGCCAGAAGAGAUAGGGCUGUGCACCAAUGGAUCUGACACUCCCCCGGGUGUCUCUAAUUGCAGCUUGAUUUGCCCAAACUAUUUUGCACCUAAAACGAGAACUCUUAAGCUUCCAGAUUUUGAGGACGAUGAAGAAGAACUUCAGUCUUCUGAACAGUCGUUGGAGUUUAGUAUUGUUAAUACCACUGUGGUAGACGAAGAGGAAGAAGAUGAAGAACUUCCAAGUAUACUUUCACGCCCUGAGCCAUGUUCCAUAGAAGCUGGAAUGUUAGUCUGGUGUAAAUAUCAAAAAUAUCCCUAUUGGCCAGCAGUGGUAAAAAGUAUAAAGCGGAAGGAUAAGAAAGCAAGUAUAUUAUAUAUUGAAGAAAAUAUGAAUCCAGAAAAGAGAGGGUUUACAGUGUCUCUUAGACGAUUAAAGCACUUUGAUUGUGAAGAAAAGCAGGAGCUUAUGGAUAAAGCCAAGGAGGAUUACAGUCUGGCUGUUGACUGGUGUAUCACGCUGAUUUCUGACUACAGAAUUCGAAUUGGUUGUGGUUCUUUUGUAGGAUCUUUCCUGGAAUAUUGCUCUGCUGAUAUUAGUUGUCCAGUGAGGAAAGUAAUCCAGCAAGCACCUAUAAAAACAGUGUUUCCCAUACUGAACAAGGAAGAGCCUGAAGAUGGCCUGUCUGAUACAUCCCUAAACAAAAAGCAUUCCUUCAAGAAAGUCCUUCCAGACCGAAGGAGGGCUGCCAGAGACAAAGCCAAUGAGAAGUUAGUGGAAUACAUAGUGAAUGAAAAGGGGGCAGAGAACCAUCUCUUGGCUAUUUUAAAAAGCAGGAAAAAAUCCAGGUGGCUGAAAGAAUUUUUGAAUUCAAGUCAGUACAUGACGUGUGUUGAAACAUACCUUGAGGAUGAUGAGCAGUUGUACCUUGUGGUGAAAUAUUUACAAGAAGUCUAUCAAGAAAUAGACAGCAAAAUGCUGACGCUAAUAAAUGGCGAUGGAAUAAAAUUUAUUCUGGAUGUUCUUUUGCCUGAAGCAAUCAUUUAUGCGAUAUCUGCAAUUGAUGAAAUAGACUACCAGACAGCUGAAAAAAAAUAUAUAGAAGGACCAUCUGUGAGCAAAAGGGAAAGAGAAAUGUUUGAUAAAGAACUUUUAGAGGAAAAAAAAAAGGAACUUACACUGUUGAAGACUGAGCCAUCUUUUCCAGAAAUGUCUCCGGAUGUGUCAAAACUGUAACAGCAAAGCUUUGUGAAGUCAUCUUAUAGAUGUAGAUAGUAAGAGAGCUUUCUAUGUAAAAUUCUCCUUAUAUUAUAAAUACGUUUUGUGAAAUUGGGAGCUUUUGAAGGGUUUUCAGAUCUUAACUGAUUUUGGACAUAUCUAGUGUUGGUUGGAUGUUUUCUGUGGCACUGCUUAUGACUUUUCAGGGAUUCUUUACUCAGAUUAUUUACAAAAGUAGUCAAUAGUGUGCAUUUCUAUUUUUGUAACAUACACUGCAGGCCAGUUUCCUACCCCCAUCCCUUUUUUGAAAUUUUGAUUUCAAAUUGAUAUCAAAUUGAUAAUUAAUGUUUGAAGAAACCAACACAUUUUGUAGUAUUUCUGGUUACUCUUGUGCUGUCCAAUUUAGUGUAAAUUGCACAUUGAUUUUUUUGAUAUUGAAGGAGAAAUCACUGGUGUCAGUCUUUAAAGAGUGUUGUUUUUUUAAUCCAAGUUUUGGAUAUGUAAUAAUAGGAAAUUCUGUAAACAUCAGUCUUUUUAAAAUAUUGCUUCAUUGAUAUUCAGUAUGUUGGGCUUCCUUUUAAUAUUCUUCCUGCCCCUAUUUUCUUUAUAUUCAUUUUGGGAAGAAAUUACCUCCAAGAGGUGAAACCUGAGUCAGAAAUGUUUUCUUAUUGCUAACAGAAUAACCACAAUUAUAUGUGCUAGAAAGUAUAAGUUGCAAUAUUAUUAUAACUAUUUUAAAUGGAGCUUUUCCAAGUAAUCCAGAGUGAGAAUGGAUCUAUGAAUGCUUACAAAUCAUGCAUUUUUCAAGAUUGUGUGAGUGAAUGAAAUUACGUUGUAUUGUCAACGAUUAGGAUAGCCCCGGGCCAGAUUCUCUCACUACUUAUCUCACCUUCCCAUGUGCAUCUCCAUUUUUUGGCUGUGACUGAAUCUUAACCUGGCAAGCCUUGGUCUCAGGCAUUGUGACAGCUAGAUUUCAUUGUAUCAGCAGACUAGUUCAUUUGACCGGAUCAUCUUAGUUUGAUCCCCACAGGCUUUCUGAAUAACUCGUUAUAGGAAACUCAAACACUCCUCUUUAGGACUUAUCUAGAUCAUUUGUUGGGGGAUAAGUCAAUAUCAGAAACAAUCACAUUCUUCAGUUUUGCAUUCUCAUCAAAAACAGCCAUGAAUAUCUAGACCCUGGAAAUAAGUAUUAAAAUCUUCAGAUUCUAAUAGGUUUUGGCCAUUCAAAUUUAGGAAGGACUAUCUUGUUGAUAACAAAAGACUCAAACCUAUUGAGUGAUUCAGGCCCAGAAAGAGAUGAAAGUUUUAUUUCUGUGGACUUAAGAUAUUAAAGAAGUUAAAUUUGUUUUCCAGAUUCUUGGGUAAAUAUGAAUGCUAAAAUGUGGUGUAAACAUGAGCUUAGUAUAAUUUUAUUUCCUACUGUGGAUGAAUUGCUCAUAGUCUUGUUAUGUAUGUACAUAUACAUAUAUUUGCAUAUAUAUAUAAACAUGUGUUAUAUAAUGUGAGUAUAUGUGAAUAUAUGAAAUUCCUAUGCAUAUCUUUUUUUGUCCUUUAAGAUUAGGGAAUCUUAAAGAUUGUAUUUUUGUAUUUGGGAGUGGGAUAGGGAACAAAGAAAACCUAUUUUCUUAAUCUCAGUAUAGCUUUAGAAUCUUGUGUUAAUUAGUAUAUAUGAACUGGGCAAUUGCACUAAAAUUUGUCACUAGGGUAUUACUCCUUUUUUGGAAAGAGGACAUAAUUUACCCAAGUCACACUAAGAAUAUAAGCCAAUGAUAACUUAUAAUGGGUUAUAAUCAUUUUCAAAGUGAAUUUUUAAGUGUACAAAGUAGACAGAGACAUGUGAGUUAAUUUCAAUGCUGUUCUCUUUGCUCAAUCUGGGGAAUAUUUUGUGUUUAUAAAUAGUCACCUUCCUUAAUACCCUUGAAUAAAAUCAAAGAAUUCUAAAAAAGAAAUCCCAUUUUUAAGCAAUAAGUCUCUUUUUGUUAUUUCACCUUCCUUUGCCAUUUAAUCCAAAUGAAUUGUUUCAAGUAUUUUCCAUGUUUAUGUACUACUGAGUAAAUUCCUGGAAUUGGGGUAUUCAGAGGUCUGAGAGUCAGCAGCAGCCGCUGUCCUUCAGCUGUUUGCCUUUUCUCCACGUCCUCUCAUCAGUCUCUUCCUCAAGCAUAAAGAAAUACAUUUUCUCCUCAGUCUCCAUCUUAAUAUUCCCAGGGAAUGUGAAUCAGUAACUAGUCUGGAUACACAGCUGCAGAGCCAUUUACAGAUCAGAAAGGAUCUUGCCAUGCCGCUCUUGCUAGUGUUUGAAAAUGUGUGCCACAGCUCAUCCAUCGAUUCCCCCCCCCCCCAAAAAAAAAAAGAAAAAAAAGUCCUCUUCAUCCCAAAGCCUAAUACCAAAAGAAAUGGGAGAAGAGGAGAUGGACAUUUCUUAUAUCAGGAGAAUAAGCUUUCCGUGAUUCUCCACAAUAGUUUUACAGCAGGAGUACUUGUCUUUCUAUCAAAGAUAUCCUUAUGGAAGAAGUCUAAUUUAGGUUGAUGAUCCCUUAUUUUUUUCAAGUAAUCAUCUCUAGUCUAAAUUGGUUAGUUCAAAAGCAUUCACCUUAUAAUAAAAAUAAUACUGCCCUUGGAGGUGGUGCCAUAACCAUUUUUAAAAUGCUGUGCUAAAAUCAAAGGUCAAAUAUGAUAUCUGUCGGUGGGUGGGUGGGGAAUUAUGUUUUUUUUUUUUAACUUUUUUUUAUUAAAGCUUUUUAUUUGCAAAACAUGAGUGGGAAAUUUUUCAACAUUGACCCUUGCAAAACCUGUUUCCAACUUUUCCCCUCCUCCCCCCCUUAGAUGGCAGGUAGUCCAAUAUGUGUUAAAUAUGUUAAAUCCAAUAUAUGUAUACAUAUUUAUACAGUCAUAUUGCUGGGGGUUAUGUUUUUAAAGACUGUCAGAAUGAACAAAUCCAAAAUACUUAAUGCAUCUUAAAAGUGCAAAGUAAUUGUCUCUAAUGAUCCCAAGUAUAACAGUUUUUAUUUUUCCCAAGCAAAAUUAAAAGAUAAUUGAUACA